UGGGAUCAGCCUUCUGCUUUGGUUUUCCGGCCCGCGGCGGGCCGGGCCCAGUGGCCAUCCCCGCUUUCUUGGCGCAAGCGGGACGGUGCGUCCCGGCGCCCGACAGGUGGGCGGGCUGGAGAUCGGGGUUGAGCUUAGAAGGGGAGGCGCUCGCUGCGUGUCGCUUUAUUAGAAGAACCCUAGGAACCCUAGAUAGCUCAGGCUGGAGUGACGGCUAAAGGUGGUGGCGGGUCCUCCAUCGGGCUUCCCGUGGCUGGGCCAGUAAUAAAAGUGAAAAUUCCAAAAGAUAAGGAUGGUAAACCAAAGCAAUUUGCAUUUGUGAAUUUCAAACAUGAAGUAUCUGUUCCUUAUGCCAUGAAUCUGCUUAACGGAAUCAAACUUUUUGGAAGGCCCAUCAAAAUUCAGUUUAGAUCAGGAAGUAGCCAUGCCUCACAGGAGGUCAGUUUGUCAUAUCCCCAGCAUCAUGUUGGAAAUUCAAGCCCUACUUCCACAUCUCCUAGCAGAUAUGAAAGGACAGUGGAUAACAUGACUCCAUCAGCACAGAUAAUUCAAAGAUCUUUUUCUUCUUCAGAAAAUUUUCAGAGACAAGCAGUGAUGAACAGUGCUUUGAGACAGAUGUCAUAUGGAGGGAAAUUUAGUUCCCCACAUCAGGAUCAAUCAGGAUUUUCCCCAUCAGUUCAGUCACAUAAUCAUACUUUUAACCAGUCGUCAAGCUCCCAGUGGCGCCAAGAUACACCAUUAUCACAGCGAAAAGUCAGACAGAAUUCUCAUCCCUACAUAGUGGAUAGACAUUAUAGUCGUGAGCAGCGUUACACUGAUCAUGGGUCUGACCAUCAUUACAGAGGAAACAGAGAUGAUUUCUUCUAUGAAGACAGGAAUCACGAUGGCUGGAGCCAUGACUACGAUAACAGAAGAGACAGUAGUAGAGAUGGGAAGUGGCGCUCAUCUCGACACUAACAAGUGCUAAAAGGAUGUUUUCAUAGGGUCAUUCUAGGCCCUUUUUGUAAAGUUGUUUCUUGGAAUUUUUCUUAAAAAAAACUGUAUAGAGCAGCUUUACAAGUUGCCACAUUUCUUUAUAAAAUUUUUAAAACCUACUUGUGGUCAAAUACAGAAAUGAGAAGAAUUGUGGUUCUAGUUUUAUUACUUUAAUAACCUUUCACCUCAGGGUUUUGAGAAGAGGAAAGGGUUUUAUGCAGAAGAAAGUGCCACAAUCCUCAUCAUUUUAGACAGUUGAGGAAGGGGUGUGUUAUAUGGAUUGGUUGUAUUAUGAAGUGAGUAUUUUAAUUAUCUGUUGUCUUUUUGUAUGGCAAGAAGUUUCUUGUUAGUGAAUCAGACUUUGGUGUAUAUAGUGAAAAACAUUCAAGUUGAUAGUCUGAAAUGACUCAGUAUUUUGUUAAUAAAUGAGAAAAUGUAACCAAUGAUUAAUUUUGCUAACAUAUGAGAAAACCUUUUGGUCAAGUUUGGAGAUAAAUCAUAUUAUUUAACUUCUUAGAGAACUUAAGUGUAAGUUCUGUGACAUGAUCUUGAGUUUUACCGUAAUUGAGCAUAUAAGUAUACAUCUACACAUGCUGUUUCAUUAGAAAAUUUUAGGAUUUGCUCAUUAAAUUAUGUUUGAUGUAUGACUGAAGUCACUCAGGAAGUUAAAUAUCUCUAAAUGUAUUUUUUUAUAGUAAAAAUACAGUGUUAAUGUAAAUCUCCUUUUUAUGGAAGAACAAAAAUGUAAAUGCAUAAUCAGAUAAAAUGGUAAAAUGUUUUACUGAAAGUAUACUUUUUUGGGAAAAAAAGGUUCACGAAACCUUUAAGUGUUGCCUCUAUCACUGAAACUUCUGAAAUUUUAACAUAUUCAAAGUGCCCAAGACAAGUGACAAGGACACAUUUUAUUAUGGAGAUUGUACAGGUUGUUUUCUGUUUCUAUUUAAACAUUUGAAAGAAUUUCGUCUAAAACACUUUGAUUUAAAAAUUUUUAAAUCUUGUUUAACAAAACUUUUAUGUAUCAAGAUGCUAUUUCGCUUUCAUUGUAGAACUUGUUUAUAAAAACUUAUUCCUUGAAAAAUUUGGAUCCUUUUUAAUAUUAACUACAGCAUUUGUACUAUUUUGCUUUUUAAUAUAUUGAAAACAAAAA
This is a messenger RNA of Hippopotamus amphibius kiboko, 2122 nucleotides long. RefSeq names its product RNA binding motif protein 7 (gene RBM7). The record is from RefSeq and is a predicted model, not a curated record. The transcript has 5 exons. Gene Ontology annotation, cellular component: nucleus. Gene Ontology annotation, molecular function: single-stranded RNA binding. Gene Ontology annotation, biological process: regulation of alternative mRNA splicing, via spliceosome. Bases 355 to 957 code for a protein of 200 amino acids. Lineage: Eukaryota; Metazoa; Chordata; Mammalia; Artiodactyla; Hippopotamidae.